UGUCCUUUGAAAGAGACAGUCAGGGGGUACAAAUGGCAAGAAGCUAGAAAACAGAGCUCUACUAAAAAUGUGGUUAAAAUUGCCUUAGAAAGGAGAUGGAAAGAAAGCUAUGUUGUUCUCUCUAACAAAUGGUGUUUAGUCUUGGGGAACUUCAUGGCACGUUCACUGGAAGAAUGAGGUUCAGGCUACCCAAAAUGGCUGUUCCAAGUAGUUCCAUCGUGAAGCAGACAACUCCCAGACAAGCUGGGAUGCCACAGCAGCCAGGACUACUGUCAAUUAGUAGAGAAGCACCUUUUGCAAUUUUAUUUUUCUGUUCUGCUUCACUGUCUGUGUUAAAUGAAUGGGUUUACCUUGUUAUUUUAUUUAUUGAUACCUAUUGAACUGCUAGGUAUACAAAAUGGUGUUCUAUUCCAUUGUGUAUGGCCAUUCUUAUACCCAGGGUUUCUAGCACCCCAGUUAUUCAAGCAUACUUUAAUUACAUGCUCACCAUUCCAGAAGCUGUUCAGGUCAGACUUGGUGUAUCAUACAUAUCUGCUGGGGUCGUAUUAGCCAGAAAUGUACUGUGGCUUGCAGAAGUCUGGAAGGGAUUCUUCUCAUGGCCUCCUGGAUGCCAGGAGAGUUACCAUGAUUUUCCUUAGCUCUGCUUUUACUUGCUGUAGCAGAAACUGCUAGUACAGGAAUCUGCAGUAAUACAUUUCUGUUCCCUUGCCUUUGUUUUAUGGCAGUUUCACAGCUCAUUUACUAUGAACAGGAAAAUAUCUAUUUAGAAAAAAAGUGGAAGGUGAUAAAACACAAAUAUCUGACAUACUCUGGGGUCUCUUCCCUGCUGCUGAGACCCAUGAUAAGCUAGCUCUGUUGUCUUGCUCCUUUGGCUGAAAACAACCCAUGGUGUGACAAUGGUGAUACACUUCCACAUGUUUGGUUUAUGUUUAGGCCUGUAAUACCUUAUUUUGCUAAACCUUUAUUCCUUAACAUUGUUGAAAACUGCAAGUCUGAAAACCUUUCACAGCUCACAGAAUGUGCAGUUGAUUCUUCAACAUGUCCCCACUGUGCUGACAUGUGUCAUGUGCUGAUGACGUGUUAGCAUUGGAUCCUUACUGUACAAAUCCACAGAAAACCUAUUCCACAAAUCAGCCUUUAUUAGUAAGACACAUUUUAAUCACCCAGAUGUAGCGGCAUAGAUUGCUUUGGCACUUUCAUCUUUUUUUACUUCAGUAUGGUCUUACAAGCUCUGGCAUGAAGAUAGCUGGCUAUAAAGCAGCUGGAGAAUGGAAAAUACCUGUUCAAAUCAAAUAUGACAUGUUCAUCCUCAUAGGAAUGUGCUUCUCAGUUAUACAACUAUCACUCUAUAACUGCAUUUACAAGGUUUGUCCUGUUACCUUCUUGGGGGUUCGCAGGUUAUUUGACACUCCCUCAGGCUAUAAAUUAUGGCACAUGCUUACUGAAGUGUGAUUUAUUAUUUUUAUUUAAAAAAAUAAACCUCCCAUCCCAUGUUCCGCUGGUAAGAGGCUCCUUUGUGCACCAAGCCUUUAAAUUGUGAGCAGCCACUUACUGCUUCCACUUAUUUGGAUCGUGUUGCUCAAGGAUCUCAGUCACCUCCUCUCACCAUGAAGAGUUUUGCUCUUCUUUUCCUAGUAGUGAUCUGUGGCUUGGGAGGAUUGGGACACAAGUUGAAGCCAAAGAAAAGAAGCGAUGGUGAAGUAAUCAAUUUUCGGACUAAAACCAAAGAUGUUUGCACAAUGAGCAUGAGUGGGGAUGAGGAGAUGAAACUUAGAAUUGAAUGCAAAAGCCAAGCUAUGACCUACUGGUGUGAAUUCACUGGCAAGCCAUCAGUCUGCCGUGCUUUCAGAAACAACCCAAAGAUUUACUGGAACCAGAUUGCCAUGGAACUUAGAAAGCUCCCACACGCCUGCGAAUCCACACAAGUGUUGAAGAUCACCAUGUGCCAAAAGGCUCCCUCAGCAGCUUUCAUGAAGCAAAUAGCUGCUGGUAUGGAACCAGGAGAUGCAGCAAACCAGGUCAAAUCAGUCCAGAAAACUUCCACUUCUGGAAGGGGAGCAGGGAAAAGCCCUAUUAAGAAAAUAUUAAAACCUCCAAUACUACCACUUAUAAAACCAACCCGACAUAGUCAAGGGUCUGAAAAUGAAACAGAAGCAAUGAAGCUGGCCCGGGAACAUUGCUGGGAAUCCCUGCACGGUUUCUGCUCCUACAUUAUUGGAAUCUUCAGAGGUUAAGGGUUCACUUCAGAGCAAAAUUUUUACAGCUGAAGAAGGGCCCUUGCUGUAGUUUAAUAAUUUAGACAUAAGAAUUUUGGUUUAAAAAUGGGUCAUCUCUGUAAAUCUUGUAGCUUUUUCUUCUUUUUGCACCCCUAACAUGAAACUUAAGACAGCCCUGAAAAAUGCAUGAAGUGACUGUACUUAAAGUGUUUGGAUGAACUGACUGUUCUUAGGUCUGUUACACACCAAGGUGUACAACGCUUAUGUAACCAAGGUUCCACUUCAGGAGUGCUGAGCUUGGAUAGGUUUUUGUGCUGAUUCUCUUUGAUGUGUUGGAAAUGAAAGCUGUAAAUGAUGCUACAGUUAUUACAAGCAAUAAAAUGUAUAAAAACAUA
This is a messenger RNA of Neopsephotus bourkii (Bourke's parrot), 2611 nucleotides long. RefSeq names its product fibroblast growth factor binding protein 2 (gene FGFBP2). Lineage: Eukaryota; Metazoa; Chordata; Aves; Psittaciformes; Psittacidae. The record is from RefSeq and is a predicted model, not a curated record. The transcript has 2 exons. Gene Ontology annotation, molecular function: growth factor binding. Gene Ontology annotation, biological process: cell-cell signaling. The coding region runs from base 1608 to 2234 and encodes 208 amino acids.